Molecule: messenger RNA, 3490 nt
Organism: Hemiscyllium ocellatum (epaulette shark)
Lineage: Eukaryota; Metazoa; Chordata; Chondrichthyes; Orectolobiformes; Hemiscylliidae
Exons: 7
Coding region: 80-781 (233 amino acids)
Source: RefSeq, a predicted model, not a curated record
ACAGCAGUUCCCCCAACUCGGACAACAAAUCACAACCACUGAAUGUCGGGUCAGUCUGUUCAGGUCUUCAUCUAGGGACAUGGAGACUUCGCUGAACAGUGACCCUUGGGUUGCUGGUUCCUGUCCGACUGCGGAAUCUGGGACAAGUAACGCUGCAGAGAGAUAUCAGAGCCCCCAGACUGACCUACCCAUUGGAGCAGGAUCCGCCUCAGCGACUCAGAUGGGAAGACACAAAUCAUUGGGUUUUGUGCAGAUUGUGUUGGGAGUAUUUUUUAUAAUCUGCUGGACGCCAUUAAUUCUGCGACCUGUGUCAAUGGAAGGGAAAUACAGAAUCCAGUGGUGGAUCGGCCUGUCAUUUGUACUUUGUGGGUUUAUAUGGCAUACUGUGGAAAAGACAAUAUCUACUGUUCGGUUUGUGGCUUACCUGAUCAUGAAUACAGUCAGUGCCCUUAUUGCUGUCGCAAGUGUCAUCCACGUUUCCAUGAACCUGCACGUUUGGACAACAGAUAUUGUCUGCUAUUCAGGAAAUGUUUGUGAUUCUUGGUCCAUUGCUUUGGCUAGGUAUCGCUUAGGCCUCGUCAUCGCCCUCUUCCUCCUUGCAUUUCUGGAACUCGUCAUAUCGAUUGUCAUUUUAAUUUUUGGAUGCUCCAUAAUAAGCAACAAAUUGAAGACACAGGACAAUAAGCCUCGAAGUAAAUCUACUGAUCAGGAGAGCACCUCUCAAAUGCCAACACAUCAGGACACCAUCUACAGCAAUGUAAUGUCUCAAACAACUUUAUAGCAUGGAUUCCCAUUGUGCAAUAGGACUUGAAAAGGAAGCCAGAUUGUCACCAGAACAGGUCUGAGAAGUUUCCGGAUAUAUUUGAAUAUAUGUUGAGAUAGGCUCGAUAAAGAUAAUGCUCUCAAACUGUUGCUUUUGAUAUGUUGAGCUUUUAUAUUUGUAAAAUAGGUAUAUUAAAAUUAAAAUGCUGGAUGCAAUUUGUUCAAUGAGGUAAGUGUAAGUAAGAGGAAUUGUCAGGCCUGUAACUCUCUAUGCAGGCUUACCUCUUUAUUAAACCAGACCAUUGAGAGCAAUCAGCUGUGUACAACUGCUGGAGUGUGGGGUUUCAGCAGAAAUUGGCAUUGCCUGUGGAAAUGGACUAUCCAAUACUCUAUCAAAUUCAGCAUAUUUGCUAUGUGGUCUUUGUAAGCACUGGAGUUCCCAGUCAGCCAGUCUAUACAUUGUUCAUCUACAGUGCUAACUGCUCUCUCAUCUCGGAGUGCUGUUAAAUCUCUUCUCAUAUGUGUAGUGUUAUCAUAUUGCUGUUCCAUUCCAGCAGUCCAAAGCUGAAAAACCUCAAUGUCUGCCAUUCCUACGAUGAGACUUUUGUCCAGUUGUGCUGUUGUUCUUAAAUUAUUCCCAACAUAUUGAAAUUUGGUGUGAAUGAGAUCAUUAGAUGCCGCUCACAAUCCCUCAUAUCAUGGGACUAAUGCGCUAUGAAGUACUUUUAUAAAUUUUGUGUGUGCAUGUGUUUGUCUAUCUGUGCAGUGUUUCCAGUCACCAACAGAGAGAAAAAUUUGUGUGUGUGUGUGUGUGUGUGUGUGUGUGUAAAACACAUUUCCAUGAUUUGGAGAUGCCGGUGAUUGGCUGGGGUGUACAAAGUUUAAAAAGUCACACAACACCAGGUUAUAGUUAAUUGGAAGCACACUAGCUUUCGGAGCGACGCUCCUUCAUCAGGUGAUAGUGGAGGGCUCAAUUGUAACACAGAAUGUAUAGCAAAAAUUUACAGUGUGAUGUAACUGAAAUUAUACAUUGAGAAAUUGAUUAUCUGUUAAGCCUUUCAUCUGUUAGAAUACAGUAAUAGUUUCAUUUCUUUCAUGUGUAAAUCACAAAACCCUUUUUUUAAAAGUUGCAUUCUCGGGUUAGCUGUUAACAAUGGUGAUAGCUAGACAAUAUGUUGAAGGUGUUAUCCCCCUGUGUUCUCUGUCUAUGAUCUGAUGUUUAGAUUGAUUCUAAUCUAAAAAGUGCGAUACCAGAGUUUUACAUAAAUUCGUGCAGUUUUUGAGCAAAGUGCAAUUAACUCUGCAAGUACAAAUUCACCCCACAAAAUAUAUGUGUGCAUGUGGGUCUUUGUCUGUCUGUCUGUGUGUGUGUCUGGGAUGGGGGCUGUGAGUGUGAGAAAGUGUAUGUAUGUGUGUGUGUAUGUGUAGUGGGUGCAGAGUGUCUUAAGUCUGUGAGGGGGUGCAUGUGUGAGUGUGGAAGUGUGUGUCUAUAAGGGUGUGUAUGGGUGUCUGUGUGCACGUCAGUGUAUCUGUGUCCGUGUGUAUGUGAGAGUGUGUGUGUAUAGGAAUAUCUGUGUGUGUGUGUGGUGCAAUGGUGAUCACCUGUAAUGUGACAUGAACCCAAGGUCCCGGUUGAGGCCCUCCCUAUGGGUACCGAACUUAACUAUCAGCCUCUGCUCGGCCACUUUUCUCUGCUGCCUGUCCCGAAGUCCAUCUUGGAGGAUGGUCACCCGAAGGUCCGAGGCUGAAUGUCCUGGACCACUGAAGUGCUCCCCAACUGGGAGGGAACCCUCCUGUCUGUUGAUUGUUGUGCGGUGCCCAUUCAUCCGUUGUCGUAGCCUUUGCUCAGUUUCCCCAAUGUACCAUGCCUCCGGGCAUCCUUGCCUGCAAUGUAUAAGAUAGACAACAUUGGCUGAGUCACAUGAGGACCUGCCAUGUACAAGGUGGGAGGUGUUUCCACGCGUAAUAGUGGUAUCUAUGUCCACAAUCUGACAUUUCCAGCCUCCAACACGGGGGAUCGAGCUGUGACUGUGACUGUAACGAAGGGAGAUUGCUGUUGGUAGUAUGUGUGCUGUAAUUGACACUGCCCUGAGUUCAAAGUUAAAAAUCACACAACACCAGGUAAGAGACCAACAGCUUUAUCUGGAAGCACUCAUUCUCAGAGCGCUGCUCCUUCAUCAGGUGGUUGUGUAAACAUCUUGAAUUUAAACAUCUUUAACAUUUCCAGUCCUCAGCAGAGGGAGACCAUGGUUGUUUGUGUGUGUGUGUGUGUGUGUGUGUUAAAUAUUCACAGUCCCUGGGAUGGGGGGGGGGAACAUUCGUUUGUGUGUGUGUAUAUGCAUGUAAACCAUUUAACUCCCCAGCAGAGGGAGCUCGGGCUGUAUGUGUCUAAGUGUUUGGGAAUGGUAGUUGCAGAGUCCAGCAGAGGAAGAUUUGCUGUUGAUGGUGGGUGUGCAGUCAUGAUGUGGAGCAGCGCUCUGGAAACAGGUCUGAUUUCAAAUAGAUCUGUUGAACCGUAACCUGGUGCCGUGUGACUUCUGACUUUAUAAAGUGAUUGGCACUGCCCUGAGUGUAAACAUCUUUCAUACAAUUUGUGUCAAGCGGCUUCUUGCCAGCACGAAAUAUCGAUGAAAAAGUGGAACAGCCUUGAAAUAUCUUUAAACCUAUUCCUCAGAAUGAAGUGCAUUUGUUUAACCAUCUUAAGUUCAAUUCCAUCCGACACUUCAAU